AUGGAUCUGGACCUGGACUAUGAGCGCCCCAACGUCGAGACUAUCAAGUGCGUGGUGGUGGGCGACAACGCCGUGGGCAAGACCCGCCUCAUCUGCGCCAGGGCCUGCAAUGCCACGCUCACCCAGUACCAGCUGCUCGCCACCCACGUGCCCACCGUCUGGGCCAUCGACCAGUACCGAGUGUGCCAGGAGGUGCUGGAGCGCUCGAGGGACGUGGUGGACGAGGUCAGCAUCUCGCUGCGGCUCUGGGACACCUUUGGGGACCACCACAAAGACCGGCGCUUUGCCUAUGGCAGGUCGGACGUGGUGGUGCUGUGCUUCUCCCUGGCCAACCCCAACUCCUUGCGACACGUGACGAGCAUGUGGUACCCCGAGAUCAAGCACUUCUGCCCCCGCACCCCCAUCGUGCUGGUCGGCUGCCAGCUGGACCUGCGCUACGCUGACCUGGAGGCUGUGAACCGCGCUCGCCGACCGCUGGCCAAGCCCAUUAAACCGUCGGACAUCCUUCCCCCCGAGUGUGGGCACGAGGUGGCGAAGGAGCUGGGCAUCCCCUACUACGAGACCAGCAUGGUGGCUCAGUUUGGCAUCAAGGACGUCUUUGACAACGCCAUCCGCGCCGCCCUCGUCUCUCGCCGGCACCUGCAGUUCUGGAAGUCCCACCUGAGGAAGGUGCAGCGCCCCCUCCUGCAGGCGCCCUUCCUGCCCCCCAAGCCUCCCCCGCCCGUCAUCCACAUCCCCGAGCCGGCGCCCGGAGAGGGCCGGGGCCCCGACGCCCUCUUCCGCCAGCCGCUGUGCGCCGACGUGGUCUUCUGCCUGCAGGGGGGCCACCGCGUCUUUGCCCACCGCGUCUACCUGGCCACGUCCUGCUCCAAGUUCUACGACCUCUUUGCCCUGGACUCUCCCGCCGCCGAGGCCGCGGGGGCCAAGGAACCGGCGGCGAGGACUAGGAGCUUGGAUGCCGACAUCCAGUGUGGCUCGGCGGCCGCAGCUUCUCUCCGGGCCUCGCAGAGCGACGACCCCCUGCGCUUGGGGCAGGCACCGCGGGCGCUGGCCGGCUGGGGCCGGGGCUUCGUCAGCCUGCGCCAGGAGGCGGUGCGCGACCCCAUCACGCAUCGCGAGAAGCCCAUGGCGGCCGUCUACCUGGACGGGCAGGUGCAGGCGGGGCCUUUCUGCGUGGUGCUGGAGUACCUGUACACGGGGCAGCUGGCGCAGCACGGCGCCGACCUGAUGCAGGUGGCGGCCAUCGCCGAGCUGCUGGAGGUGUUUGACCUGCGCAUGAUGGUGGCCAACAUCCUCAACAAGGAGAGCUUCAUGAACCGGGAGAUCACCAAGGCCUUCCACGUCCGUCGCGCCAACCGGAUCAAGGAGUGCCUGAGCAAGGGGACGUUUGCAGAUGUCGUGUUUGUGGUCGACGACGGGUUGGUGCCGGCCCACAAGCCCCUUCUCCUGGCCGGCUGUGACUUCAUGGUCGCCAUGUUUGGGAGCACCUUCCGGGAGAGCUGCGCGGCGGAGGUCUCCUUGCCGGGCACCAACUGCGCCUGCUUGCGGGCUGUGCUGGAGUUCCUCUACACGGGCCUCUUUGUCCCCACGCCAGACCUGGACGCCAUGGAGCUUCUGGUGCUGACCAACCGCCUCUGCCUGACCCGCCUGCAGGCCCUGACCGAGCAGUACGCAGUGGAUGAGCUGGUUCAUGCCAGCCUGCAGAAGGUGGAGAUUGACGCCCAGGUGAUCCUCUACCUGGAGAUGACGCAGUUCCACAAUGCCCGCCAGUUGGCUGCCUGGUGCCUCCACUAUCUCUGCACCAACUACAACAGCGUCUGCCGCCGCUUCCCCCGCGAGAUGAAGUGCAUGUCUCCAGAGAACCAGGCCCACUUUGAGCGCCACCGCUGGCCCCCAAUCUGGUACCUGAAGGAGGAGGACCGCUACCUGCGCCUGCAGAGAGAGCGUCAGCUGGAGGAGGAGAUGCUGCAGAAGCAGAACCCGCGGCGGAAGUGGUGUUUCUGGCGCCCCCAGCACACCAGCCACGUCUCCUGAGCCCCCUCCCCACCCCGC
This is a messenger RNA of Lacerta agilis (Sand lizard), 2052 nucleotides long. RefSeq names its product rho-related BTB domain-containing protein 2-like. The coding region runs from base 1 to 2034 and encodes 677 amino acids. Gene Ontology annotation, biological process: small GTPase-mediated signal transduction. The transcript has 9 exons. The record is from RefSeq and is a predicted model, not a curated record. Gene Ontology annotation, molecular function: protein binding; GTPase activity; GTP binding. NCBI's taxonomy places the organism in Eukaryota, Metazoa, Chordata, Lepidosauria, Squamata, Lacertidae.